GAAGUGAGCUCUCCCCAGCGGCUGUGCUCACUGAGAUACAGCGCAGCCUUAGCAACAGCUAACCUGCUGCUCGACAUGGACCUCUGAGGACAAACUCAGACGCAUUUUGACGGUUUUUAGAGGACUUUCGUACAGCUUGUGCUUCACACACACACACACACACACACACGUAGAGGAGUUGUGUUUCUGCGACAGGGACACAGACAAAGGAUACUCUGUGAAGUUAAAGCAGUGAACCGGACUGGUGGAAGGUGUCUAUCCGUCACAGCUGUAACUAUGGGGAGCCGGGGACACUACCGGUACCACUGGCAGAGCCACAAUGUCAAGCAGAGUGGUGUGGACGACAUGGUGCUACUCACCAAAAUCAAUGAAGACGCCAUUGUGGAAAACCUCAAGAAGAGAUAUAUGGAUGACUACAUUUUUACAUACAUUGGACCUGUGCUCAUAUCUGUUAACCCUUUUAAACAAAUGCCAUACUUUGGGGAGAAGGAGGUGGAGAUGUACCAAGGAGCAGCUCAGUAUGAAAACCCUCCUCAUAUCUACGCACUGGCAGACAAUAUGUACAGAAACAUGAUGAUUGACCGUGAAAGCCAAUGUGUUAUUAUCAGUGGUGAGAGUGGUGCUGGGAAGACAGUCGCAGCCAAAUACAUUAUGAGCUACAUCUCAAGAGUGUCAGGAGGAGGACCUAAAGUACAGCAUGUCAAAGACAUCAUUCUGCAGUCCAACCCUCUCCUGGAAGCCUUUGGAAACGCCAAGACACUGAGAAACAACAACUCGAGCCGAUUCGGCAAAUACUUUGAGAUUCAGUUCAGCUCCGGUGGUGAACCAGAUGGCGGAAAAAUCUCCAACUUCCUGUUGGAAAAAUCUCGCGUGGUCACAAGGAACCCUGGAGAAAGAAGCUUUCACAUCUUCUACCAGUUGAUCGAAGGGGCCACCGGGGAGCAGAGAAGCAGUCUGGGAAUCACCAGCCUGGAUUACUACACUUACCUCAACCAGUCAGGAUCCUACAAAGUGGAUGACAUCAAUGACAAAAAUGAUUUUCAGGAAACUCUGCACGCUAUGGGUGUCAUUGGGAUUUCAGGCGAGGACCUCACCAUGGUCCUGCAGAUUGUAGCUGGAAUUCUUCACCUGGGGAACAUCAGCUUCAGAGAGUCUGGGAACUACGCCGCUGUGGAGAGUGAGGAGUUCCUUGCAUUUCCUGCUUUCCUGCUGGGCAUCAACCAGGAGAGGCUAAAAGAGAAACUCACCAGCCGUAAGAUGGACGGCAGAUGGGGAGGCAAAUCUGAGUCAAUAGAUGUGACCCUGAACGUGGAGCAGGCGUGUUUCACACGUGACGCACUCGCCAAAGCUCUGCAUGCUCGUGUCUUUGACUACCUGGUAGAGUCAAUCAAUAAAGCCAUGGUAAAGGAUCAUCAGGAGGAGAACAUUGGGGUUCUGGAUAUCUAUGGAUUUGAGAUUUUCCAGAAAAACGGAUUUGAACAGUUCUGCAUCAACUUUGUGAAUGAGAAACUGCAGCAGAUCUUCAUUGAGCUUACACUGAAAGCAGAGCAGGAGGAGUAUGUACAAGAAGGAAUCCGAUGGACUCCCAUUGAGUACUUCAACAACAAGAUAGUCUGCGACCUCAUUGAGAGUAAAAAUCCCCCAGGUAUCAUGUGCAUCUUGGACGAUGUAUGUGCUACGAUGCAUGCGAAGGGGGAGGGAGCUGACCAGACGAUGCUGCAGAAGCUGCGCAUGCAGAUCAACAACCAUGAGCACUUCAACAGCUGGAAUCAAGGCUUUAUAAUCCACCACUAUGCGGGGAAGGUGUCCUACGAUGCUGACGGCUUCUGUGAGAGGAACAGAGACGUCCUGUUCACUGACCUCAUCGAACUCAUGCAGAGCAGUGAAAUAGCUUUUAUUCGGGCCCUGUUCCCAGAAAACCUCAAUGCUGAGAAGAAAGGUCGCCCCACCACAGCAGGCAGUAAAAUCAAGAAACAAGCCAACGAUCUGGUGAGCACACUCAUGAAGUGCACGCCCCACUACAUACGCUGUAUCAAACCCAACGAGACUAAGAAGCCCAGAGACUGGGAGGAGAGCAGAGUGAAGCAUCAGGUGGAGUAUCUUGGUUUAAAGGAAAAUAUCAGAGUGAGACGUGCUGGCUACGCUUACAGAAGAGUCUUCCGCAAGUUCCUCAACAGGUACGCUAUCUUGACAAAGGAGUCGUGGCCGACGUGGCGUGGAGAUGAGAAGCAGGGAGUGUUGCAUCUCCUGCGUUCUGUCAACAUGGACCAGGACCAAUACCAGCUUGGACGCACCAAGCUCUUUAUCAAAGCACCUGAAUCACUCUUCCUCCUGGAGGAAACUAGGGAGCGCAAGUUUGAUGGCUAUGCCAGGGCUAUCCAGCGUGCCUGGAGGCAGUACGUCGCCCGCAAGAAAUAUGUGCAGAUGAGAGAGGAAGCUUCUGACCUGCUGCUGAACAAGAAAGAGAGGAGGAGGCACAGCAUAAACAGGAACUUUGUGGGAGAUUACAUCGGCAUGGAUGACCGGCCCGAGCUCAGGCAGUUCCUGGCCAAGAGGGAGAAGAUUGACUUUGCAGACAAAGCCACUAAAUAUGACAGACGCUUUAAGGGCAUUAAGCGAGACCUAAUCCUCACACCUAAAUGUGUGUAUCUGAUUGGGAGAGAGAAGGUGAAGCAAGGUCCUGAGAAGGGCCAAAUAAAAGAGGUUCUCAAGCGUAAAAUCGAGGUGGACAAGAUCAUGGCUGUUUCUCUUAGCACGCUCCAGGAUGACUUUAUGAUCCUUCAUGAACAGGAGUACGACAGUCUGCUGGAGUGUGUCUUUAAGACCGAGUUUAUCAGCUUGCUGUCACGCAGACAUGAGGAAAAAACCCAGCGGAAGCUGGCUCUCAAAUUUGCCAACACAUUGGAGAUGAAGUUAAAGAAGGAGAGCUGGGGGCCGUGGAGCAAUGGAGGUUCUCGGCAGGUGCAGUUCAUGCAGGGUCAGGGAGACGUAGCCAUUCUGAAACCCUCCAACAAGGUGCUGCAGGUCAGCAUUGGACCAGGCCUCCCUAAGAACUCACGACCCACUAAGAAAGGCUCCGGUGUGAACCGUUCCAACACAUUUAGAACACACCAGCAUAUCCCAACACGGACUGCUCCCGGCCCUCCGGUCGCUCAUCAGAAUGGUGGGCUGAAACAUUCCAAUUAUACUGCCGGUCAGAGGAACAUGCAGUCUCAGAGGCCUGCAUCAGGUAAUCAGUCCCGCCCUUUCCUGCCCGUCACUGCCAAUCAGCUGAAGGACAGAAACAGCAGGCAGACGGCCCAGCAGCCCAACCUGGACUGCCUCAAAGUGCCUGAUCAGGGAGCUGCUGGAAACCAGCGGGCAUCUGCAAAUGGAGGAAUGGCUCACAGGCAGUCAGCUAACAGGCCUACCCCAGGAGGUGGACGGCCCAAACCUGCUCCCAAACCCAAGCCUCAGAUGCCUCAGUGUAAAGCUCUGUAUGCCUACGACGCCCAGGACACAGACGAGCUUAGCUUCAAUGCUGAUGACAUCAUCGAAAUCAUCAUGGAAGAUGCCUCAGGCUGGUGGACGGGGAGGCUGAGAGGUAAACAGGGCCUUUUCCCCAACAACUACGUCACCAAGAUCUAACUCCAUCUACUGCAGCCGAGCGGCCAGUCGGAGAAUCACACGUACCUCAAAGACUCCUAGUGCAGUGGAAAUGGACAACUGAGAGAAAGAGGGAGAAGACGGCGACGUGGAGAUCUUGCUGUACCUGCAUGCUGUAGUCUUAACACAGUGAGGUUUGCAGCGGAGUCCUUCAGUCUUAUAGAGCACAAGGACGCUGGCCAGCACACUUCUCUCCAGGGACAAGAGUUACACAGUCCCUGUGAGCACUGAUCAACUAUUUAUUGUAUUUAUAGCUUUCAACAUUUUAGUUUCCUUCCUUUGGUUCAGCCAUCAGUGAUAUUUAAAUUUAUUUCAUUUGAAGACACAAAGCAACCAUUGUACCUGGGACCUGAAAAUCAUUUUUUCUUUUGAAAUGGAAGGAUUUUCUUGUGUAAAUGAAGGUGCUUUACUGUAGAUGUAUCGUGGUUUAUGAUCUCUUAUAGCUCUAAGUUCAAAUCUAAGGUUUAUAUAGGGAAUAUUUUUGCUGCUAAUGCCUGAUUGAUUUUAAUUACUGCAUCUCAAAAAAUGUACUUUUUAACUGAAAUUUUCAAAGCAUUAGUCUUUAGAAGUCAGUGAAGCCCCAAUCCACAAAGCACACGUGUUACUGUGGAAAUGUUCCGUAUACUGUGUGCACUGCACGUGGUUACAAAGCACUUUAUCGGUCCUGCCCCUGCCAGCCACCCCAGGAUGUAUAUAUGAAGGUUUGCCAAAGAUGCACAAUUUGCUGAAGGGAACUGUUUUGAAAGCAAUUUGUUUACAUAAUAAACAUACAGGCAUUUUGCAUCGA
Pangasianodon hypophthalmus (striped catfish) is the source of this 4432-nucleotide messenger RNA. It is a transcript of the gene myo1ea, whose product is annotated as myosin IEa. Gene Ontology annotation, cellular component: vesicle; actin cytoskeleton; myosin complex. NCBI's taxonomy places the organism in Eukaryota, Metazoa, Chordata, Actinopteri, Siluriformes, Pangasiidae. The record is from RefSeq and is a predicted model, not a curated record. Bases 277 to 3627 code for a protein of 1116 amino acids. The transcript is spliced from 29 exons. Gene Ontology annotation, biological process: vesicle transport along actin filament; actin filament organization. Gene Ontology annotation, molecular function: ATP binding; actin filament binding; microfilament motor activity.